Messenger RNA from Phoenix dactylifera (date palm), 2219 nucleotides. RefSeq lists its product as uncharacterized. Lineage: Eukaryota; Viridiplantae; Streptophyta; Magnoliopsida; Arecales; Arecaceae. The record is from RefSeq and is a predicted model, not a curated record.
CCACGCUCGGUCGAGAGCGCAGAAAGAGAGAGAGAGAGGGAGAGAGCAGCGUUUUCCGAGUGAAAGAUACUGUCAUAUCUUUCUCCCGUGUCUCCUUCCCAAUGGCCUCCUAGAAGAGUAGAAGAAGGGCACUAGAAGAACGACAAGCAGUUAGUCCUUUCUUCCUCUCUCUUCUCUUUCUUCUAUGCUCUCUCAAUGGAUUCUGGAGGGAGGAAUUGGCGAUCAGCGGCGGGGGCUGGGAAGAGAGAGAGGCGAGUAGGAGAGGAGGAAGAAAUGAAUACUAGAGUCCGGACGGCGGUGCAAGGCAUGAGAGCUCCACCGAAGCACGUUAAAGAGAUGGAGAAGGAGAAGAAGAAGACUGAGGUGCAGGGGAGUAGAUUAAUGGACGCAAGGAGGGGGCUAAACCGAUGCCAGUCCAGAAGGGAGAGGAAGAUUGCAUUGCAGCAAGAUGUUGAUAAGCUAAAAAAAAAGCUUAGAGAUGAAGAGAAUCUCCACAGAGCUUUGGAGAGGGCUUUCACUCGACCUUUGGGUGCUCUUCCUCGGCUUCCCCCAUAUCUUCCCUCAUAUACACUAGAGCUUCUGGCUGAAGUAGCUGUUCUGGAAGAAGAAGUGGUUCGGCUCGAAGAACAGGUGGUGAACUUCCGGCAAGGCCUCUAUCAGGAGGCCAUCUACAUCUCAUCCUCCAAGAAAACCAAGGAAAGUGCAUCUGAUUCAUAUUGCGAUCCAAACCAAUGUCAGAAUUCCAAAACCAUUGAGCAGGCGAAAAAUUGUGCCCACUCAGCUACUUCUGAAACUGCCAACAUCAGCAAGACUUCGGUCACGAUGAGGUGGUCUUCGGAUGCAGAUUCCGAUGGGCCUUCCUCUAAUCAGUUCGUCAAUGGCGAGCGCACGCCUAAGAAACCAAAUUCUCGUUUGGCCUUGCUGGAGAAUCGCCAUGGAAAGGAGAAUCAACUGAAUACCAACGCCGCUGGGAAUUGCAAGCAAUCACCAGUGAAAAGAGUUUCAAAAAUGAGAAUGCUUGCACCACUGGAAAAGCGCCCAGAUGCUAAGGCAGGGUGCCAAGAAAUGAGUAGAGGAGUGGAAGAGAGCUUCUGUGGUGCUUCAGAUGAAGCAACAUCAGAUGAGUCCGGCAGCCCAAACAAAUUGUCUGAGGAUGUCCUGACGUGUCUUAUAAGUAUUUUCUCACGGAUGAGUUCACCAAAGAACACAGUGGAAGAGCAGGAGAUGUCUCCAUGUGUUUCAGGUUCUUCUGAAAGUUCAGAGGACGCUGGUUUUCGAGACCCUUAUGGUAUCUGUUUGGAAUUUGGAAGAAGAGAUAUCGGCCCAUAUAAACACUGCCGUGCAGCUGAAGCAAGCUCGAUUGAUCCAAAUGUUGUUACAGGUGCUCCAUUACUUACUCGGAGGCUAAAGCUUUUACUCAGAAAGCUUGCAUUUGUGGACUUGUCAGGGCUUACCCAUCAACAGAAGCUUGCUUUCUGGAUCAACAUUUAUAAUUCAUGCAUGAUGAAUGCAUUUCUAGAGCAAGGGAUACCUACUAGUCCUCAGAUGGUUGUCUCCCUGAUGUCGAAGGCAAUGAUUAAUGUGGGUGGCCGCUUGUUCAGUGCAAUGGCAAUCGAACACUUCAUUUUGAGGCUGCCCUAUCACCCGAUACAUCAGGCCUACCCAAAGGGAUCGAAGAGCGACGACAUGAAUGCACGAGGCUUAUUUGGUUUGGAGUGGCCUGAACCCUUAGUAACAUUUGCACUCUCCUGUGGCAGUUGGUCCUCCCCUGCUGUGAGAGUUUACACUGCAUCUCAAGUCGAGAAUGAGUUGGAAAUAGCCAAAAGGGAUUACUUACAAGCAGCAGUUGGUGUAUGUGCACCAAACAAGUUGGCGAUUCCAAAGCUGCUGGAUUGGUACCUGCUCGAUUUUGCAAAGGAUGUGGGGUCACUGAUGGACUGGAUCUGCCUACAGCUACCAAGUGAAUUGAGAAAUGAUGCAGUGAAAUGCCUUGAAAUGGGAAGAAGUGUGAUUCCACAGCCUAUACAAGUCCUUCCAUAUGAAUUCAAAUUCAGGUACCUACUGGCCCCAUUGAAGCCUCUCUUUGUCUCCUCAAUAAUACCAUGUGGUCCACCAAAUUCCAUGCACUGAAGGUUUUUUAUUCACAUCUUUGUAAUAAAACAGGUUGAAAAUGAAUAAAUUAUUUAUUUGUCUGAUUCUGGAAAUGAGGUUUUUGCUCU